Messenger RNA from Macadamia integrifolia, 866 nucleotides. RefSeq lists its product as uncharacterized. NCBI's taxonomy places the organism in Eukaryota, Viridiplantae, Streptophyta, Magnoliopsida, Proteales, Proteaceae. Gene Ontology annotation, biological process: phosphate ion transport; cellular response to phosphate starvation. The record is from RefSeq and is a predicted model, not a curated record. Gene Ontology annotation, molecular function: inositol hexakisphosphate binding. Gene Ontology annotation, cellular component: Golgi apparatus; trans-Golgi network; plasma membrane. The transcript is spliced from 6 exons. Bases 309 to 866 code for a protein of 185 amino acids.
ACCCACAUCUAUCCAUUGAGUUCUCUAGUCUUCUCUCUUAUUUUCUGUUAAUUUUGCCAUUAUUUCUGAGUGUUGUGACUUGUGAGGUUAUAAAGAGAGUAAUUGAGUGUUGUUACAAGGUCCAUUACCCACUAGAGGUGCUGCUGCUAUAUUGAAUCUGAGGAGAGCAUGUGAUAGCCUGCUGCAGAUAUUUUCUGGGCAGCAGUUUGAAGCCCCCAUCUACCAACCCUGAGAUCAUAUUACCCCAUCCCUAGUUUGACCUUAUUUCAAGAAGAAGCUAUAUCUCUACAACCUGAUUCUCAAAGAUCAUGAAGAAAUAUGACAAGAUCACUUCAAGAAGGGCAGCAAGGGCUUACCUAAACAUGGUUGACAACUCUUACCUUGGAAGCUCUGAUGAGGUCACUAAGCUCAUGGAGAGAGUGGAAGCUACCUUCAUCAAGCACUUCUCAAACUCAAACCGACAGAAGGGCAUAAACAUCUUGCGACCACAAGCAAAGAGAGAAAGGCAUAGAAUAACAUUUUCCAUGGAGUCUCUCGAAUGCAACAUGCAGCCGAAAACAUCUCAUGGAUUGUGUUUAGAAACAGUAUCAGGAUAUUCUGGGUUAUUUUCAGUAAUGUCAACAAUCUUGGCUGGGGUCCUAGGAGUUGGACUGCAACAAAUAUCUCAUGCAAAUGGCAAAACGGUCACAAUCAAAUUCCAAAUACCUCCAACAUGUGAAGCGCCACACUUAAUUGUGGACCUUGUUUCACAUCUAGGAUUGAAGGAUGAACGUGGUGGUGGAUCAGAUAUGGGGGGUUUGAUUGGGAGGAGUCUUCUUAUUCAUCUUUUUCUAGUCCUGCUCUCAAUCAAAUCUACGAGAUGCUGA